Molecule: messenger RNA, 972 nt
Organism: Abrus precatorius (Indian licorice)
Lineage: Eukaryota; Viridiplantae; Streptophyta; Magnoliopsida; Fabales; Fabaceae
Product: zinc finger protein 1-like
Exons: 1
Coding region: 68-847 (259 amino acids)
Biological process (GO): negative regulation of abscisic acid-activated signaling pathway
Source: RefSeq, a predicted model, not a curated record
UCUUUCUUCUUGUUAAACCAAACUUUGAUCACAAAUAGGAAGAAAAUCGUUGCAGAUUUCUUCCUAUAUGGACCUUCUUUGGUCAGAGGCCCAGCCUCGUCCAUCUGAAAAGUUGAUCGUCGCAUUUUCAGAGACUCCACCGUGCUCAAAGCGAGAAAAGGAAGAUGAAAAACACCCACAUGAGUCUGCUCCACGCCUUCUACUGGAUCUAAGUCUCCCUAGUGAAGAUUCAGGUGAUGACUCAAAGCCAGAACUCAAUCUCAUCAACUGUUUCGACACAAAUGUGUCCAUGAAUUCCUCGGAAUCUAGUAAUCAUGGUAAUGAAGUGGAGCCAAAAAUUUUCUCGUGCAACUACUGCCAGAGAAAGUUUUAUAGUUCGCAGGCUCUUGGGGGACACCAAAAUGCACAUAAGCGUGAAAGAACAUUGGCAAAAAGAGGACAUAAAGUUGGUGGUGCAGUUUCAAUAGAUUUUGGACAAAGGUACUCUAGUAUGGCUUCUCUUCCUUUGCAUGGCUCAUAUAACAGGUCACUUGGAAUUCAGGUGCAUUCUAUGAUCAACAAACCCUCUUAUCAAACACCCAUUUUCGGUUUGUCCCAUUCCCAUGCCCAAAAAGGGUGGCAGAGGCAUCCUAUGUACUCAAAAGCGGCAAUUGAGAGUCUUGCAUCUGAGAAUUUUCAUGUGGAGACAGAAACCGAAUCAUCCUUGGCUGGUGGCAUCCAACGAUUAGGGAAGCCUUCUCCCAGGUUAGUGCCAGAAGGAUUUGGAGGUUACUUGUUGGGUAGUAUUUCCCAUUUGAAGACUAAACAAGAGGAGUUGCAGAAGCUUGACUUGUCCCUCAAACUCUAAGUGCAAUCUUUCAUGUCAUAUCCCAUAUUAAUUGUGUCUAUUGACCAAGAGAUUUCUACCUUUCUUUUCUUUCUUUGCGCUCAUGUCAUGUAUCUCUAGUCACAAUAGCUGUAAAUGCAUUUUAG